AUGGAUUCCAAUAAAUCAACCCUAGGGACUGUCAAGGGUGGUAAAGGGAGACAGAAACGAUGGGCUCCUCGAGCCAGGACGGGGUGUAUCACCUGCAAAAUCCGUCGCAUCAAGUGCGAUGAAACCAAGCCAAGUUGCAAAAAGUGCGUAUCCACCGGCCGGCGCUGCGACGGCUAUGCGCCGGUCCGCCAGGGGCAGCUGCAGCAGGCACCGUCCGCCUGGGACUUCAUCUCCACCGACUCCACGGAACUCGACAGUUUUUGGUUUUUCCAAUCGGUGACCACGUCGACACUGGCCGAAUACUUUGAUCCUGGAUUCUGGUCCAAGCAGUUAUUGCAAUUCGCCCAUCACUACCCGGCUCUGCGACAUGGCAUCACUGCUCUGGCCUGCCUGCACCGAGACUAUAUCGGGCAGGAUGUCCGAUUCACGCCAGCCGCCACAAGAGAAAUCCCCAGCAAGAGUUUCGCGCUGAAGCAAUACACCAAGUCCAUCCACGCUCUAUCGCAGUUAUGCUCCAAGCCAAUCUUAACGCUCGAAGACCGAGUCGUGAUCCUGACCACCUGUGCGAUAUUCGCCUCCAUGUGCGGCAUUCAGAGCCUCCAGCACCAAGCGUACAUGCAUAUCCUCAACGGACUGAAGAUCAUCACAUCCUGGGAAGCCGAGCAUCGAGCCGUCACGGUGGGUGGCGACGAGGUGACCACCAGCAUGCUGGUUCUGAUCUUCACUCGCCUCGACUCCCAGGUCAUCCCAUACAUGUUCGCCUGCCAAGGCUCGCGCGUUUGGAUCGACCGUCAAGUCUCCCCAGGGUUCGCGGAGGCCACCUUCACUACUCUGUUCGGGGCAUACGUCUGCAUCGAGGCCAUCUACAAUAGUGUCCUUCGACUGGGCUGGAAAUUCAACAAAUGGAGCCCGAGGCAGCGCGACAUUUCGCCCGAAGAACGAGCGGUCCAACUGCAGCACUUGCAGGCCUGGGACGGGCGGCUGGCCGCGCUUCUGAAGGCUAUGCCGGCGGGAACCGACAGCUCCAGAGCAGUGGACCUGCUUAUGGUGCGACGAGCUCUGACUGGGCUGUCCUAUCAGGUGGACCUCACCCCCGGUGAACUAGCUAGUGACGACUGUAUUGCGGACUGUCUGGGGUUGCUGGAUCGCAUUACACGACUCCUGGGGGAUGAGGGUGACGACCAUGGCUUUCAGCGCAUCAAUGCCUCGUUCACGCUGGAGAUCGGGAUUGUUGAGCCUCUGUUUUGGAUGUGUGUUCGUUGUCGAAACCCAGAAAUCCGACACCGAGCGUUGAGGCUUCUCCAACGGUACCCGCGCCAGGAGGGAAUCUGUGACGGGAUUGUGGCGGCUCGUACCGUGGCAAAGGUGAUCGAGAUCGAAGAGACAGGAUGUCCCCGGGCCGGUGGGACGCCGGAAAAUAAGAGCCCGUGUGCCGCUGCUGGGAAGUGGGUGUGUGAGAACCACCGCGUCGCGAUCUGGGACUAUGUGGUGGAGUCUGCGAGUGAAGUUGCCGUGGUAUUCAAAACCGUCGAGGAUCUUGCGACGAAUGGACCGGGGAUCAAGCUGCUGUAUACGUGGUGGUGA
Aspergillus saccharolyticus JOP 1030-1 is the source of this 1584-nucleotide messenger RNA. RefSeq names its product Zn(II)2Cys6 transcription factor. The record is from RefSeq and is a predicted model, not a curated record. NCBI's taxonomy places the organism in Eukaryota, Fungi, Ascomycota, Eurotiomycetes, Eurotiales, Aspergillaceae. The transcript has 3 exons. Gene Ontology annotation, molecular function: zinc ion binding; DNA-binding transcription factor activity, RNA polymerase II-specific. The coding region runs from base 1 to 1584 and encodes 527 amino acids. Gene Ontology annotation, biological process: regulation of DNA-templated transcription.